This is a messenger RNA of Acanthoscelides obtectus, 605 nucleotides long. Lineage: Eukaryota; Metazoa; Arthropoda; Insecta; Coleoptera; Chrysomelidae. The record is from the annotation of a GenBank genome assembly.
CUAGCCUAUAAUAUCAACACGUUAACCCCUCUACCGCGUCUAUUAUGCAAAUAUCCCAACUUGCGACGCGUUCCGAGAUUCAGUGCAGAAGAAUCCCUUGGCGGUUGCGUAUGCUAAGUAUGUGCUAGUUCUGUAUUAGAAUUUGUAUACCAAGUACAUAGUAUCUGUGGACAUAGAAUACUUCUGCAAUACGGUAACAUCCUUAAAAGUAGCGAUAUUUUGUAUAUCGCGGUCACAAUGAAUUCUAGAACUCUAAAAAUGAUACAAUUGGUGGUCCCGAAAAAAUCAGAAGGCACCCCGAAGGCUGGCAUACAAUAUCAAGAGAAAGGAGCUCAUCUACAUCGUUUACUCCGAGUGCCAAACAAAAAAUUGGAGAGGCUAUUACAGAAGGUAAGUGACAUUAGACUUCGAUACUGUAUAAACUAUAAAGGUAUAAUCUACAAAAGACGAUUUGAGGGUCACUCGAAGAGGAAUAAGAAGGGAAAACUGAUUGGGUUAUAGGGUUAUAGCUAAACAAUUAUUAACCCCACUAUUAUUUUCUGUAGGUGGAUCUCAAAAAUUUUCCCACAUUCGUUCGUGUUGCCUUUCUGUUAAUUUACAAAGUC